Molecule: messenger RNA, 2885 nt
Organism: Pantherophis guttatus
Lineage: Eukaryota; Metazoa; Chordata; Lepidosauria; Squamata; Colubridae
Gene: TSLIG3A
Product: tRNA splicing ligase complex subunit 3A
Cellular component (GO): tRNA-splicing ligase complex
Source: RefSeq, a predicted model, not a curated record
GGGGGGGGAUGGACCCCCCUCUGCCCCCCCCCCCCUCCCGCCUUUGCAGGGAAGGGGGAAAGGGAAGAUCUACUUCUGAACACAGCACUGGAUAGAGAGCGAGGUGGUGUGGAACCGGGGUGGCGGCUUAAUUUGGGGUCACCGUAGAUGGAAAAGAGAGCCGGAAUUCGGUGGGUCUCUCGUUAAGACAAGGCGCCCAGAGUUCAGGCUCCAGAGUUUAGUUUUCGUUUUCCUUUUGUGUUCAUUCUGAAGCCCCAGAAUGGAGUUGGAACUCAUGGAGAAUGACAUUUUAGAGUCACUUGAAGACCUCGGUUACAAAGGUCCAUUGUUAGAAGAUGGAGCUCUGACCCUGGCAGCUUCUGGUGGAGCCACUUCCCCUGAAUAUACCAAACUCUGUGCUUGGUUGGUUUCAGAGUUGAGACUGUUUUGCAAACUAGAGGAAAAUGUACAAGCAACUAACAGUCCAAGUGAAGCCGAUGAGUUCCAGCUUGAAAUUAGUGGGUUACUAGGUGAAAUGAAUUGUCCUUAUACAACAUUAACAUCAGGAGACGUCACCAAGCGCCUUCUCAAUCAAAAAAACUGCCUCCUGCUCCUCACAUACCUCAUCUCAGAAUUAGAAGCUGCUAAAAUGCUGUAUGUGAAUGCUCCCCCGAAAAAAGCUCAGGAAGGUACUGGUAGUGAAGUAUUUCAGGAAUUAAAAGGCAUAUGCAUUGCUUUAGGCAUGUCAAAGCCCCCAGCCAACAUAACAAUGCUCCAGUUCUUCAGUGGAAUAGAAAAAAAGUUAAAAGAAACAUUAGCAAAGGUCCCUUCAAAUCAUGUAGGAAAACCUUUAUUGUCGAAACCAUUGGGUCCAGUCCAUUGGGAAAAAAUUGAAGCUAUUAAUCAAGCCAUAGCCAAUGAAUAUGAAGUUCGGAGAAAAUUAUUAGUGAAACGUCUGGAUGUAACUGUACAGUCAUUUGGAUGGUCAGAUCGAGCAAAGAGCCAAGCAGAGAAAUUGGCUAAAGUCUAUCAGCCAAAGCGUGCCAUCUUGUCUGCUAAAUGUGCUAUAUCUGUUGCACACCUCUUGGCAGCUCGGCAGGAUUUAUCAAAGAUAAUGAGGACUAGCAGUGGCUCUAUCAGAGAAAAGACUGCAUGUGCCAUUAAUAAGGUGCUUAUGGGCCGAGUGCCUGACCGAGGUGGGAGACCCAAUGAAAUCGAGCCACCUCCACCUGAAAUGCCACCAUGGCAGAAAAGGCAAGAUGGUCCUCAACAGCAAAGUGGUGGGGGCAGAGGUGGAAGAGGUGGCUAUGAGUCAUCAUAUGGAGGACGUGGAGGCUAUGACCAAGGGAGUCAUGACCGAGGAGGCCGAGGAGGAUAUGACCAAGGAAGUUAUGAAAGAGGAAGUCGAGGAGGGUAUGACUCAUCAUAUGGAAACCGAGGAAGUCAUGAACAUGGGGGUCAUGAACGAGGCCGUGGACGUGGUGGCUAUGACCAUGGUGGCAGAGGGGGAGGAAGAGGAGGCAAACCUCAAGGUGGCUGGACCGAUGGUGGAGGAAGUGGCUAUCAAGAUCUCUAUAGGGAUAAUAAUUACAGAGAUUCCAGCUUUCAAACUGGUGGCUACCAUGGUGGCGGCAGUGGAGGUGGCUACCAAGGAGGAGGAUAUGGUGGUUACCAAUCAUAUUCAGGAAGUGGAUAUCAAGGUGGAAGUGGCACCUAUCAACAAGACAACAGAUACCAAGAUGGGCACACCGGUGAUCGAGGUGGAGGUCGUGGAGGAGGGCGAGGUGGCCGCGGAGGCCGUGGCAACCGAGGGCAAGGAGGUGGCUGGGGAGGAAGAGGUGCACAGAACAUUAAUCAGGGGGGUCAGUUUGAGCAGCAUUUCCAGCAAGGGGGAUAUCAGUACAAUCAAUCUGGAUUUGGACAAGGAAGACACUUCACAAGUUGAGGCUAUAAAAGUUUCUCAAUUGGCAGAGCUCAUGUAAUAGUAGUCUGCUUAUUUUUUCUUUUUGACUUAAUAUCAGUCGACAUGUCAGGCUGACCUUUCAAACUAUUUGUGCAUACCAUGAAAAUAUGGAUACACUGCCCAAGUCUAAAUGCAGUUUUCUUCUCCAGGACUCAGAACUUUAAUACAGCAGCCGAGGUUCUAUAUCUUAGUAAAAUGGAGAUUCAGAACGCAUGGGGUGUUCAUGCAAGUAAUAUGAGAACCAGGAUGCCUAUCUUUUUACAUGGACUUGUUUUUCCCAUGUAAAUCCUUCUCUUAUUUAUAUACCAUAUUGGAUUGCUGACUUCAGGUCUAUACUGUAACGCUGCACAUCUGUGUAGUUAGCUGUGCAUAAGUCCAGUUAAGUCAGAUGGAUUUAAGCAUUUUAACUAUGCAAAGAAUUGCAGCCUUCUUUGCUAGGUCCUGGAUUUAUUAUAUGAGCUCUACUGCUGGUAACUUGUUCAAGUAGCCUUAUUGCUCUGACACAUGUCAAAUCAAAUGUCCUGACACUCAUGCCAUGCAAAAUCAUAGUUAGUCAAGCUAAGUUGUAAAGAGAGACUAGAAAUAGCCCCAUGCUUCCCCAUACGCCCACCUUGCUCUCAUCGAUUACAAACCAGUUGGUCCCCUGAUCAGCCUAACUUUUACUUGAAACUAGCUAGCAGUAAUGGCAGCCUGGAACCAUUUUUUAUGCACUAAUUAAAACCACUCGACCUGAAACGCAGAAUGGUUUCGUUUUGUCAUCUAACUCGAGUUGAAAUGCCCUUCUGCUCAGUUUGUUACAUUUUUCUUCACUAAAAGUUGCAUUAGUGCGCCUUGCCUUUAUUUUUUGGGUUUAUUUGCAAAUAGAAAUAUUGUCAAGCUGUGAAAGAAAAUGGCUGAAGGUGUGCUCUUGUAAAAGGUGAGCAAUAAAAAAAAAAUAUCUGUU